This is a messenger RNA of Arthroderma uncinatum, 1773 nucleotides long. RefSeq lists its product as uncharacterized. The transcript is spliced from 2 exons. Gene Ontology annotation, cellular component: nucleus. Gene Ontology annotation, molecular function: ATP-dependent H2AZ histone chaperone activity. The coding region runs from base 1 to 1773 and encodes 590 amino acids. The record is from RefSeq and is a predicted model, not a curated record. Gene Ontology annotation, biological process: chromatin remodeling; regulation of DNA-templated transcription. Lineage: Eukaryota; Fungi; Ascomycota; Eurotiomycetes; Onygenales; Arthrodermataceae.
AUGGCGGAACCCCCAGUCGACCCCGAAGAUGGCAGCGGAGAAGAUGAGUUCUAUGUCGAACCCCUCGCGACUGGUCGAGCGCGACGAUCAACGGCCGGUCGUCUUAUGAGCACGCUUCUCGACGCGGAGGCUGAUGACGAACUCGCUCGUAUAUUCGCAGAGGAGGAAGAUGACGAGGAGUUUGAGUCUGGAGACGAUGAGGAGGAAGGCGGAGGUGCAGCGGCCGCGGAUGAUAUGGAACUCGACUCGUCGUCCUCUGAUGAAGGAGACCAAGGCCCUGCUGCUACUGGUAACGACGAACUGGAAGGAGAAAAAGAGCUAGAACGGCAGGAGAAAGCUGAACGCGCGAAGAAACGAACGGCACAGCAGGAAGGAUUCCGAAUGCCAGCCCUACGCAAGAAAAAGGUCAAGAUAGAUCCGACCUUGCCUACACGAACAUCAACACUACCGGCUCCAAGACACAGGAAGAAAUCCGAGCGUAUCUCCUGGCUCCCUGCGGCAGAUGAUGGACCUACACGGGCUUCGUCUCGUCGUCAGACGAUGCAGAACAGAGUACAGACCCACGCUCGGCUCAAACGCAGCGAACAGAAACGAGUCCAACUCAUUGCCACGAUGGAAGAGACGGCCAAACGCAAGGAAAAAGUGAAGCCGAAGCAAAUGACGCAGGCUGACCGUCUUGCUGAAGCCGAGAAGACCGAAAGGUUGAAUUUCGGCAGUCUAAGUCGGUGGGAGGAGAUGGAGGAGAAGAGGGGUGAAGAACGAAGGCUGAAGAUGGAGGCGCUUCACAAUCGACGGCUGGAGGGCCCCGUGAUCACAUUCUGGAGUGGGAUUGCGAAAUGGAUCAAUGAGAAGUUGGCGAUGGUGGGGGUUAAAACGUUUCGACAGGCCGCCGAUGCUGACAACGGUCGUAAGAAGAAAGGACGCGAUGCGAACCGUGAAGGGGCAUCAGCUGUACCAGACGUCAACAAGGCAGCUGAGGAGUCGAGGAAAACUACGGAUCUAGCGACAGUUCAGCCAAACCCUCCUCCAAACGAUGGCCAGCAAGCUCCAGAGGAACCUGGUUCAUUCCUGAAUGGAAUCCAUCUAUACGCAUCCAUGCAAGAAACCACAGCUCCAGCAUGUCCUGACACCGAGAUGACCGACGCUGCCACAUCGAGACCUACUCUACCUGCGCCAGAAACGCCUGUCCAACUAAACGAGAAUACGCCUCCCGCUCCAGCCCUGGAAAAAGAGCCAGCUACCGAUACAGCUGCAGAACAAGCUGUGUCUCUGGAACAAGCUGCACCCUCAGAACAAGGGCCCGUCAUGCAACAAGGGACGACCCCGGAAGAGAAGCCAGGCCAGUCUAAACCAGGUCUUGAACGGUCUUCCCGCACUUGCAUCGUUCUAGACAACUUUGACGCCUCUACCGCCCCCGAACGAAGUGACGUCGGUGUCCUAUACAACCCAAAGAAGCCUGUAAAGCUUCCAAGAUCCCAAGUUGAAUUCUGUCCCAUUACCUCUCGCCCAGCCCGCUAUCGUGACCCGACGACCGGCAUCCCCUACUCAAAUUCCCUUGCGUACCGUGAAAUCCGCCAAGUGCUGGCAUAUCGAUAUGCAUGGAGCGGGACGUUUGGAUGCUUCGUGGGGCCCAUCGGGGUAGGAGCCAGAGGAGUACCGGAGAGGUUCCUUGCGCCUAAUGCCGCUCCACCACAACAGCUGUUUGGGCCUGGAGAGGGCGAUGGUAAACAGACUGCGACUCCCGAGAACACGACUGCUGCUGCCGGCAAAUGA